AUGAUUUCCCGCAUCGGCAUAUCUUCAUCAUCAAAACUUUUUCGUCGUUAUGCAAGUCACUUUAGAAAUCCAAUUCCGGUCAUAGUAGCCUUGUCAGGAGGCGUCGAUUCGAGUGUUUCAGCACAUCUUUUAAAAAGGCAGGGAUAUGCUGUCGAAGGAGUUUAUAUGCGUAACUGGGACACAACCGAUGAAAAUGGAAUUUGCACGAGCGAUCAAGAUUGGAAAGAUGUUCAAACAGUUUGUAAACAAUUGGAUAUACCUUGCAAGCAGUUUGAUUUUACUAAAGAAUAUUGGUCGCAAGUGUUUAUCAAGAUGAUCGAGGAUUAUGAAAAUGGAAUCACACCGAAUCCCGAUGUUAUAUGUAAUCGCGAAAUCAAAUUUGGAUGGUUUUUAAAUAAAUGUUUAGAAUCUAUUAAUGGCAAAGAUAAAAAAAGUACUUGGAUAGCUACAGGACAUUACGUUCAACUUGAACGUACAGAUUCUGGGCGAGUUAAAUUAAUACGAGGAACCGACAUUGCUAAGGAUCAGAGUUAUUUCUUAUCAACAGUCGCUGAAGAAAAACUUCAAAGGGUAUUAUUUCCAGUCGGAGGUUUACAUAAGCAGAAAGUUAAGUUGAUUGCACGUGAGGCGAAUUUGAUAACUUGUAAUAAAAGAGAAAGCAUGGGUAUUUGUUUUGUGGGAAAGAAAAGGAGAUUUUCUGAAUUUUUGGAACAGUAUGUUGUAUCAAAACCUGGAGAUAUUAUGACAUUGGAUGGAACCGUUAUUGCAAAAGAUUGGAUAUGGAAUUGGCAUGAACCUCCUAAAGGAAUUGAUGAGGGUGUCAACUUGCUUGCUCAGAUAAGAUAUCGCCAACGUGCUGAUCCAUGCAUAGUAACGAAAAGAUCUGAUGAAAGGUAUACCGUGAAAUUUAAUACGCCUAAAAGAGCAAUUGCACCUGGUCAGAACGUCGUUGUAUGGGAUGGUAAUUGGUGUAUUGGAAGUGGAAUUAUUGAAAAUUCAUUAGCGCAAUAA
Funneliformis geosporum is the source of this 1011-nucleotide messenger RNA. NCBI's taxonomy places the organism in Eukaryota, Fungi, Glomeromycota, Glomeromycetes, Glomerales, Glomeraceae. The record is from the annotation of a GenBank genome assembly.